CUUGAUAAUAUUAGGUUUGUAUAUUUUGAAACAGGAUCAGAGUAGCUCGGUCACAUAUUCCCAUAUCUCCCAACUCUCUCUCCUCCCAAAAAAGAUAUGGUCCUGCUACACCUAGCUCCCCCUCUCCUUUGCGCAAAGUUGCACUGCCGUUGCGUGCGUCUCCCUUCCCCGGGCUAUCCAUCCAUCUAUCUACCUAAGCUUUGCUUCUCCCCUUUAUUUUCUCUCCCUUUCCUCUCGGUGCGCUUCCCUUCCUAGGCUUAGCUAUAGCUCAUCUCUCCUCUCCUCCACCUCGACCUUCUCUUGCUUUCCUCCACUUUUGUUGCUCUCAGCUUUUCGCCUUUUCACCAAUCCCCGCACCGCCACAGAUCGAGGGAGAGUGAGCUCUCGCGUGCCACGGCUCGAGGUGGUCGUGCGUGAUUUGAUCGAUAUCCAUGGCGCACGAUCCGAGCCUAGGGUACGCGGAUUACUUCGCGGCGGAGGUGGAUGGCACCGGCGCCACGGAGUUGUAUGGGUUGCAGCAGCAUCAGCAGGGGGUUGGGGUGGCGGAGAUGUUCGGGGUGAGGGGGCUCAUGCCGGCAGCGCACGCGCACGAGCAGAGCAAGGGUGUGGGCGCGCUCGUCGUCGGCGGCGGCGGCGUCGAUGAUGGAGGCGCGACGACGCUGCCGACGGUCCACUUCGGCGGGCUCGGCGAGCUGCACCACCACCAACACCGGCAGAGCCAGGCGCCGCUGUCCCUCUCGCUCCACAGGCCGGAGGCGGCCGCGACGUCGCUGCUGAUGCAGCAGCAGCAGCAGCACCUCCACCACCAGCCGUCGCCGCCGGCGGGCGCGGCGUCGACGUGGCAGCUGCAGCAGGGUGCGUGGCAUCUCCGCGGCUCAAGGUUCCUCCUCCCGACGCAGCAGCUCCUGCAGGAGUUCUGCAGCCUCCCCGUGAAGAGCACCACCAGCCCAUCAUCGGCAAGCAAGGCAACCAAACCGCCGCAAGAAGAGGCCGCCAGCGGCGGAGGCUCGUCGUCGUGGACCGCGCCGACGCAGAUCCAGUCCAUGGACGCGGCCGAGCUGCAGCGGCUCAAGGGCAAGCUCUACACCAUGCUCGAAGAGGUGGAUAGGAGGUACAGGAGGUACUGCGAGCAGAUGAGGGCGCUCGCGGCGUCGUUCGAGGCGGUGGCCGGGGAGAGGGCGGCGGCGUCGUACACGCGGCUGGCGUCGAGGACGAUCUCGAGGCACUUCCGGAGCCUGAGGGACGGGGUGGUGGCGCAGCUGCAGGCGGUGCGGAAGCAGCUCGGGGAGAAGGACACGGCGGUGCCCGGGAUGACCAAGGGCGAGACGCCCCGCCUCCGGGUGCUCGACCAGUGCCUCCGCCAGCACAAGGCCUACCAGGCCGGCAUGCUCGAGAGCCACCCAUGGCGCCCCCAGCGCGGCCUCCCCGAGCGCGCCGUCUCCAUCCUCCGUGCCUGGCUCUUCGAGCACUUCCUUCACCCGUACCCAAGCGACGUGGAUAAGCACAUCCUCGCGAGGCAGACCGGGCUAUCACGUAGUCAAGUGGCGAAUUGGUUCAUCAACGCGAGGGUGAGGCUGUGGAAGCCAAUGGUGGAGGAGAUGUACGCGGAGGAGAUGAAGGACGAGGAGGGCAGUGGACAGUCCACGCAGGCGAGCAACCCGCAGAACCCUAACCCUAGCAGCUACACGUCGGAGGUGCGCGGCGGCGGCGGCGGCGGCGAGGACCGCGGCGAGCAGAAGCCGUCGCGGGCGCAGCUGCUGCACGACGCCGGCUCGCUGGCCUCCGUCGUGAGCAUCGGGCACGGCGGCGCGGGACGGACGAUGGUCGAUCACCACCAUCACCAGAGCCUUAAUUUUGGCACGAUGGACCAGCUCGACUUCGACGCGUACGAGGCGGCCGGCGGCGGGCAGGGGUUCGGCGCCGGCGGCGGGGUGUCUCUGACGCUGGGGCUGCAGCAGCAGCACGCGGACCCGCACGACGGCGUGAACGUCGCGUUCGCCGCCGCCGCGGCGCCGCCCAAUUCGUCCGGUGUCGCCGCGGAGUACCUAUUCAUGGGCGGCGGCGAGCAUCAGCAGCAGCUGCCUCAAACCGCCCAGUUCGGCGCCGUCAUGGAAGGCGACGCCGCGUCGCACUACCGUGGCCUCAGCGCCACCGCCGCCGGGUUCCACCUCCUCCACGACCUCGCCGGGUGACCCGUCGCACAUCAAACAGGUGGUAGACCGAUCGACACGCGCGCCGUACGACGGAACCAAUUGCCGGCGACCCCUCCUGUACGCGCGUGCGUGCGUGCACAGGCCGAUCAAUGUCCAAUUUCGCGCAUGCUUGGGGGGUGGGGAUUAAUUGGGGGGGAGUUAGCUAGCUAGCUCUAGCUAGGUUGAUGUGAUUGACGGGGACGCGCCACCGGCAAAGCUCUCGCUCUCGCGCGCGGGCGCGCGGGCGACACCGGCAUUGGCGCGGCGAGAGAGGGGGGUGCGCGUUGUGUCCCUCUCCUGUACAAGUACGUAUACGCUGCUUUGGAUUUAUUUUUGUAGUAGCGAUUAGACAUCUCGUCGCUCGAUGGAAUUAAUUAAUUUUCUUGGCAGCGCGUCUCUGUCUACGUACGUA
Molecule: messenger RNA, 2604 nt
Organism: Oryza sativa Japonica Group (Japanese rice)
Lineage: Eukaryota; Viridiplantae; Streptophyta; Magnoliopsida; Poales; Poaceae
Product: BEL1-like homeodomain protein 4
Biological process (GO): regulation of transcription by RNA polymerase II
Molecular function (GO): RNA polymerase II cis-regulatory region sequence-specific DNA binding; DNA-binding transcription factor activity, RNA polymerase II-specific
Source: RefSeq, a predicted model, not a curated record